UUUACCCCGCCAAGAUACCGCGAAACCCACACACACAAGUCUCCACACAAUCUACACUUUCCUCCAGCACCAAGAGAGUUAGCUGCACUAGCCCCGCCUCUUGCUGAUGUCACAGUACCAGCUUCCUGUCGUUUGAGCCCCUCGUUGUUUGGUGGCUGGCGGGACCCGAGCGUUGAGUGAAUAGUGGGAAUCCGCUCCAGAAGCCGGCAAGCGGCCAUAGGCACAGACGGGAUGUAGGUACAUAUUUAGUAGAUGGAGGCACAUGAAGUACCUGGAGGGAGGAGCAUGUCCUGGAGCAGAUGAAGACUAUGAUCCUGCGGCUGUUCCAAGGAGUUUAAAGGGCUGGAGGCAUUGAUGGUAUUAACUUAUAGAAUGUUAUGGAUCAACCAUGUUUCUUGUGGGGUCUAGGUCCAAUGAAGACUCUGUGCCAAAUACAAGAAUUGGAUCCAGUGUAGAACCGGACCUAUUGCAAGUGCAGUGGCCCACUAAGAACUGGGGCAAGGCAGGACCACCCAAACCUGGAACAGAUCUGAGAAGUUCAGGAGUUCUCCAGGUGGAUCUUCUGCAUCUGUCUGGCUCACUUGGCUUUCCUGGAUCCACAUCAUCUGCGUUGCCUGACGUUCCAGCACUUUCCCAUUCUACAGACUACACCAGCAGCGUGCGCAGCAUUUGCCAAUGUUGUAGAACCUGGAGCAGCUUUGACUUUUCUGUUGUAAAAUCCACUUGGCUUCCACUUUAAGCAAUAUCUCUGGAUGAUGGUGCAAUUUGAAUGAGAAACGACGAACAGAUUAAACAGAAAAAAAAGGUUGCUGACGUAUGUGAAAACAGAUUAUCAGAUAUUCAAGUUAGAACAAUACUCAGAACAAUGACCAUCUGGCAGUGAUAGUCCAUGGCAAGCUUUUGCUCUAACACUUUGUUAUGCAUAUAUUUCUUGAUGGAGAUGGAUUAAUGGCCAUUUGAUGCAGUUGACAUGCUCCAAGUGCUCAAUUCUUCUUGGACUCUUACCGGGCAGACUUUCUUCUAGGGUACUGAAACCUAGGAUUCAGGAUGUCCGAUCCAAGUUACUGGACAGCGUUCAAGGGUUGCAAAGGGCGCCUAGCAAAGGGGGCCUUAUUGCAGCGGUCGAAAAGCUGUAGGAGCAGCAACAGGAAGAGUCUGGUGGUGGGUUCCCCUUCGCCUACACUGUCACGCCCUCUCUCUCCGCUCUCUGUGCCUACAGCAGGAAGCAGUCCUUUGGAUAGCCCAAGGAAUUUUUCCACAAGUGCAUCUGUUAACUUCCCUUUUGCCCGCAGUCAUGGCCCCCGUGCAGACAGAGCUGAUGGCCGCAGAUGGUCUCUUGCUUCCCUUCCAUCGUCUGGAUAUGGAACUAACACUCCCAGUUCCACUCUCUCGUCUUCCUCUUCUUCCCAGGAAAGGCUGCACCAACUUCCAUUUCAGCCCACGGCAGAUGAACUUCAUUUCCUUUCCAAGCACUUCCGAAGUACUGAGAGUGUCACAGAUGAUGAUGGAAGGCGUUCUCCAUGCAUGCGCCCCCGCUCACGUAGCCUCAGCCCUGGUCGUGCAUCAUCAAACUUUGACAAUGAGAUAAUAAUGAUGAACCAUGUUUACAAAGAACGAUUCCCAAAAGCUACAGCACAGAUGGAAGAACGGUUGCAGGACAUCAUCACUCAUUUCUGCCCCAGCCAAACACUACCACUGGCUGAUGGUGUUUUGGGCUUCAUUCACCACCAAAUUAUCGAGCUGGCUCGGGAUUGUCUGGACAAAUCUAAGGGGGCACUGAUCACCUCUCGUUACUUUCUGGAGCUGCAAGAGAAGCUAGAGAAAAUGCUGCAAGAUGCACAUAAUCGCUCCGAGAGUGAGGAAGUUAUGUUUAUUAACCAUCUGGCAAGGAAGUUGCUGAUGGUCAUUGCUCGCCCAGGAAGGCUACUGGAAUGUUUGGAGUUUGAUCCAGAGCAGUUUUAUCAUCUUCUGGAAGCUGCAGAAGGUCAGGCUAAAGUUGGCCAGGGGAUAAAGACUGACAUCCCUCGGUACAUAAUCAGCCAACUUGGUCUCACAAAGGACCCUUUAGAAGAGAUUGUUCAGCUGGAUCACUAUGAUACAGAAUCCUCCCUGCAAUUAGACCAAGAGGAUUAUCACGAUCCAUAUAUUCCAAGUACUCCGUCACGAAAAAAACCUUGCGAGAGUGACUUUGAAACUAUCAAACUGAUUAGCAAUGGAGCUUAUGGUGCUGUGUAUUUAGUAAGGCACAAGGAGACCCGACAACGUUUUGCCAUGAAAAAGAUAAACAAGCAGAAUCUCAUACUGCGCAAUCAAAUUCAUCAAGUGUUUGUGGAGAGAGACAUCUUAACCUUUGCAGAAAAUCCUUUUGUAGUCAGCAUGUUCUGCUCUUUUGAGACCCGGCGACAUCUCUGUAUGGUGAUGGAGUAUGUGGAAGGUGGAGACUGUGCAACACUACUGAAGAACAUGGGUCCACUGCCAGUUGAUAUGAGCCGCAUGUAUUUUGCUGAAACAGUUCUGGCUCUAGAAUAUCUGCACAACUAUGGGAUAGUUCACAGAGACCUUAAACCUGACAAUUUGCUGAUCACAUCACUGGGACACAUCAAGCUGACAGAUUUUGGGCUUUCCAAAGUUGGCCUUAUGAACAUGACUACAAACUUGUAUGAAGGACAUAUCGAGAAGGACACAAGGGAGUUUCUAGACAAACAGGUGUGUGGGACCCCUGAGUACAUUGCACCUGAGGUGAUCCUACGGCAGGGAUAUGGAAAGCCUGUAGACUGGUGGGCGAUGGGAAUCAUUCUGUAUGAGUUUCUUGUUGGCUGUGUACCAUUCUUUGGAGACACCCCGGAAGAACUGUUUGGACAAGUGAUUAGUGAUGACAUUAUCUGGCCAGGAGGAGAGGAAGCACUUCCUGCUGAUUCCCAAGAUCUUAUUACCCGGCUGCUGCGCCAAAACUCCCUGGAACGCUUAGGGACAGGUGGGGCUCAAGAAGUAAAGCAGCAUACGUUCUUCCUAUCAUUGGACUGGAAUGGGCUCCUAAGGCAGAAGGCAGAGUUUGUUCCCCAGUUGGAAGCAGAUGAUGACACUAGUUAUUUUGACACUCGAUCAGAACGGUAUCAUCAUUUAGCUUCGGAGGAAGAUGAGGAAACAAAUGAUGAUGAGUCCUCUGUGGAAAUCCGGCAAUUUUCUUCUUGCUCUCAUCGUUUUAGCAAGGUAUAUAGCAGCUCUGAGCAUUUAGCAACACAGCUCAACCUGAGUUUCUCUUCCACUGAACGAAGUCACAGUGAUGAAAAGGAAGAGCACGGUGACAGAUGGGAGAGGACACUGUCCACUGAGGAAGAAAAGAAUCGACUAGGAGCUGAAACCAGGUUACGGUCCUGGACAUCAUCUGGUUCCUCCCAUCAUUCCUGGCUAAGUGAGAGAAGUGCCAGCCCUAAUGUUCUCACCAGCACCUGCAGUCUGGAUACCAUGCCCAGGUUUGCCUUUUCUUCUGAAGAGGAGUCUUCUGAUCACAAACCUGAAAGACCAACUUUUACUUUAGGAGAAAUUAAAGGGACUCCUCCAAAGCCUACUUCCCUCUGUGCAGAUAUUGUCAGUUUAAGCAGAACCCGCCUACGAAGCAACAGCACUGGCGCCAAGAACUCCACUCCUCGCCCUCUGGAAGCAGGUGUCAGCCGCCGGCUGCGUGGGCACAGAGAGACACCUGAAAAACAAAGUUCUUCCACUGGGAGCCGGGUCCCCAAAUCUGCAUCUGUCUCUGCCCUGUCUCUAAUUAUUACCUCAGAUGAUUUUGGCAGUGGAUCACUUGCAAGUCCGAUAUCCCCACGGUCUCUAUCUUCUAAUCCAUCUUCAAGGGACUCCUCACCCAGCCGUGAGUCUUCAGUUGCAGUAUCUAGCUUACGCCCUCCCAUAAUUAUUCACAGCUCAGGAAAAAAAUAUGGCUUUACCCUACGAGCCAUAAGAGUCUACAUGGGAGAGAGUGAUGUUUAUACUGUACACCAUAUGGUUUGGAAUGUAGAAGAUGGAAGUCCAGCCCAUGAGGCAGGCCUUAGAGCUGGCGACCUUAUCACACACGUGAAUGGCGAGUCUGUUCUUGGGCUUGUGCACAUGGAUGUAGUUGAGCUGCUAUUAAAGAGUGGUAGCAAAGUCUCACUAAGGACAACUCCCCUGGAAAACACCUCCAUAAAGAUUGGGCCAGCUAGGAAAAACAGUUGCAAGGGCCGAAUGGCGAGGAGGACAAAGAAGAGCAGAAAACGGGAGAACCAAGACAGGAAGCGCUCUUUGUUCAAGAAAAUCUCCAAACAGUCCACAGUGCUACAGACCAGUAGGAGCUUCUCAUCUGGGCUUCACCAAUCUCUGUCUUCCAGUGAGAGCCUCCCAGCCUCACCCACUCACAGUUUGUCUCCAGGUCCCAUCACUCCAAGUCGUAGCCCUGCCCCUGAUGCAGCUGGUGAUGCUGUAUCACCACAGAGCACUUCACCCUGCUCCAGUACACCAAGCUCACCUGCAGGACACAUUCGGCCAAGCUCCCUUCAGUGCCUAACCCCCAAACUUAGUGGACAGCGCUACAAAGUUGGACGCAGGAAAUCUACUAGCAGCAUCCCACCUUCCCCGUUGGCUUGCACACCUUCACCUGUUCCACAGCAACCCUCCUCUCCUCAGCGCUCUCCUUCUCCACUUUUACCUAGUCAUCCUAGGAGUGGACAUUGUGGCCUCCAGGGCAAGACUUUGUCACCUCCAACCAUAGUCAGACAAAGUUCUCGAAAUCGAGCAACAGAGGCACCUAGGUCACCUUUACUAAAGAGAGUGCAGUCUGUGGAAAAGAUGGCAGCGUAUUUGUCUAGUGGGCGAAAAGCAAGCCCAGUUGAUAUCCAGCACUGGGAGGACACAGUGGAUGCAUUAGAGGCUAUGUCAGAAUCCAGAAACAGGGAUUGGGGUGCAGAGAAACAUGAGCGUGACACAGAGGUGGUGGUAAUGAGAAGGCUUAAUCUCUCAGAGAGACGGGAUUCCUUCAAGAAGCAGGAAGCUGUGCAAGAAGUUAGUUUUGAUGAACCAGAUGCAGGAGCUGUUGAGUUGGUACCUGAGGACAAAAAAACAGCGAGGUGCUCAGGGCUGUGGGAACGAUUGCCCCACCAAACUUCCUGGAUACAAGCCAGGACAGGAAUAUCAACACCUGUAACAACAGAGCAGGAGACGUCAUGUCGUCUUGUGCCACAAAUAGCUGUACAGACCUCUGAGAGUGAUGAGCAAGAAAAGAGCCAAGGAGUCUGGGAGUGCCAAGGAUUUUACCCCUUACAGUUAUCAGGCAAGGACAAAUGCCCCCUUGUAACUUUGCUGUCAGAGCCCACAGGUGCCACUUCAGACAGGAGCCAGCUCAAAUCUGAAAAAAUUAGUGAGUGUCCGGCUCCCUUUGCAUUGUCAUCCAAACGUGACUCAAAGAAAAACUAGCUGAGCCUUAACUGUAACAAAUCUUACUGAAGGAACACCCAAUGGUGAAAGACAAGUGCAGGGAGGGUAAGCUGGUAUAAUGGAAAUGUUGUGCCAGUCAAAAAAACAAUAAGGAGUAUCAAGAGGCCAAAUACCCCCACUUCCCAUCUAAGACGUUUUUUCCCCCAUGGCCUUUUCCAUGUUCAGUACUGGAAACAUUCUAUUUUUAGACCAGCAAGUUUCCGUUUUCUGAAUAUUACCACUAACACCCAGUUUUUGCAGCAAAUGGCCCAUCCCGAUUGCUGCCAAUGUUAGUGGAUGAAAAGAAUUACACAAAAAAAAGAGACCAAUGCCUAGAAAAGGGAGUUUGUUUUUUGUUCCUCCUCUUUGUGGCCCCUUUUUUUCACUCAUGUAAUGAAGGAUGUGUUUUUAAACUUAAUUUUCCUGGAAUGCUGCCAUUUGGAAGAAUUACAUUUGGAUGCUUCCAAAAUCUCUCAUACAAGAAGUACCCAAAGCUGCCUUUAAAAAAAAAAAAAGGAAGAAAAAGACGGACAUAGAGAUGUUUGUAUAUAUAAGAAACCUUUUUUUUUUUAAGUAUUUAUUCAUUCUUUUGUAACAAGCAGAACAGAUAAUUGGUAAUUUUAUUAUAUCUUCAUGUUUGCUGUAGUAUUUUUAAUGCAUACUUAAAAUAAGUGUAUACCCCCUUUAAAAGAGAAAAGACACUCUGUUUUAAAUAUUUUAAUGCUCAUACAAGUGACAUACACCCUUGUGGCCUGCAAGUGAUGGGUGUGCAGUAAAUGAAUCAUUUAUUCAGCCUGCAUGACUAAUUAAUCCAUGAUCUUUAACAUUCGGAGCACAAGACUGUCGGCAAUGUCAUGCUAAGGGUAAUUGUGGCUGUCCUAGCACACUACAGUACAGUCACCAUCUGAUUAUUUAGAUUCAAAUAGGUUUUUGUCAUGGAACAUUUCUAGACAGCCAUUCCGUUGAUCGAUUUAUAUGUUUACUACAAUUACUACAAGAAUACUAUUUGCAGAGAGUCCCUGAGUUAACAUUUCCUUUAUUAGCAACAUUCUACCUAUAUACUUUCUAUACAAAGAAACUUUUUGGGUGACUUUUUAGACAAAAACCACAUGCCUUUCUAGUUUUUCUGCAUAUCUGAAUUCCACACACUGCCACUUUUCUGCACGAAUAAGUGCAGUAACACCCUAAAUGAAAUUAUAAACAAGAAACGUAAAGCAUCGGAAUAAAACUAAUAGUCAGUGAAAAGAAAGAUUAUGAAAGUUUGCCUUAAAAUAUUGUAGAGUUUGGGUUUGUUUCUUAAGUUUGAAUUUGAUUAUUCUAAAUUAUAGUCAUAGCUUUGUGAUAACGGAACAGUCCAGAAACCUAAGGACUAGGGAAAAAACUAUUUGGACACAUGUUUUCCAUUAUAAUUGUGCUUAUGAUUACAGUCAUUAGCUGAAUAAUAGUUUCAUGAAAAUCUUGGGGGACACCAGUACCCAUUAUUUGCAAUGCCUAUCCUGUCCUUAAAGCACCAGUAACACCAAAAAAUAACCAAACUUUAGAGCUGAAAAAUAAUACCUAUCAUAGCAAAACCAGUCUUAAUUUAUACAAAAAACUUUAAUCCAACAUUGGUGCAGAGCAGUGGUUGUGCACAUAUUUUAGCCCCUCCCCCAGCAAAUAAUAAAGUAACAGGUAUUUCUCCCAGAUAUAACCCUAACUUCUACUAACUACUGCUUCAGUGUCUCCCAGAUGGGCCAGCUCAACAGUUUGGUACGCACCAAUGUAAAGAAAAAGAGUAAUACACAUUAAGGACCUGUUAUUGAAAAUUCUCAGGACCUGGGGUUUUCCGGUUAAGCAGUAUUUCUUUAAUUUUGAUUUCCAUAGCCUCCAAAAAAUGAUUUAAAAUUAAAUAAACCCAAUAGGAUUGUUUUGCCACCAAUAUAAAUUUGUACAGCCUAGUUAGAAUUAAGUACAUGCUACUGUGUUAUUAUUGCAAAAAAAAAAAAAAAUUAGAAUUAUGUGCUGAUAAUAGACUCUAUGGAAGAUGAUCUUCCUGUAAUUCGGAGCUUUCUAGAUAUGGAAUCCCAUACCUGUAGCAUAUUGUAUGCAACUAUAAAUGAAGCCCUUUUUUUGGUGUUACUGGACCUUUAAGAUACCAACAAAUUGAUAUAAAUGAGUUCUUCCAUUAAAAAAGCAGUGUGGGUGGCUUUUCUUCUAACUAAAUUACUUUACUACAUGACUUUUCAAUCUCAAUUCUUCAGUUCUCCACUGUUCAUUGCAUUCACUUGAAGGAAUAUUGCAGGACUGACAUCGUAAGAUGUGUGUUAAAAUAUUUAACUGGCUUGUGCUGGAACUGAGGGCUUGAGGAUAUUUAGAAAAGGGUAUUUUUAUACGAUACACCUCUAAUUUGUAUUGUGGUGGUGGUGGGGGGUAGAUUUAAUUUCCCUUGUUAUAUUUAUGCAUUAUUUUGUAAAGGAUUUAAUAUGUGGAUUGUUUGACAAAAUCAUCUUUGAAGGUGCAGUGAAAUAUGCAUCUCGUGUUUUGCUACUUUUAAAAGAGUAAUACUCAUUCUUGGGGUGGGGAGGUUGGUGACAUACCCAAAAAUUGUCAUGUAAACAACUGAGUACUAUUCUCUAUACAGUGUUAGCGUUUAUUUUCCCAUCAGCUUUUAUCAUUUUCUGUGUAUGUAAAUGAGGGCUGUGUUUAUUUGCUUUUAUUUCCCAUCUUUGCAACUGAGCUUUUCCCCAGUACAGUCCCAGUACGUAUCGUAUUCACCCAAACAUUAUUUAAUCAGCAUGGAUGUCCAGGAGGCUUUUUAACUCUCAAUGCUUUUUUCAUACAGUGUUUUGUUUUCUUGUGUAACAUAGAGCCUCUAUAAACUUGCAGCAACCUUGCACUAGUAGGGCAAAGUGGCAUUGUCACUGUUUUCAGGCUUGCACCACUUGCGUAACUUUUUUCCCAAGUUGGAACUGUGUAGAAUUGCCAAGGAAUAUGAUUUUUAUUGUUUUUAGUGGGUUUUUUUAUUGGUCUUGAUGCGGUUUUUGCAUUUCUUUAAAGAAAAUGACCCUUUCUUAGCAGCAAUGUUUGUAACAGGUAAUCACAUUAAAUAUGCAAAAAUAUAAAAGUUUUGUUUGUGCAAGAAAUCAGGAAGUGGUUUUCUGUUCUCCUGUUUGCAUACGGCUGUCUUUCAAUAAUAUUGGCUUUCUGACCUGUUAUUGGGCCCCACACACUCUGUUGUUUCCAGAGUAUCACAGUUAGGCAGGCAGCUAGAAGAACCUUUCUAAUAGAUGUCUCUGUGCAGCUGCCUUGAUGCCUCUGUGCUGUACUAACAGGGUUCAGAAAUUACUUCUUUGGCCCUUAAGUAUGAUAUAAAUUGCCAGUGAUAUGCUUUUAUCAUUGCCAAACGUAAUAGCUAAAGUAGAACAACAGUCCUUAAACCACUAAUUUUAAAAAGUCAUUCUCCAAUU
Molecule: messenger RNA, 8891 nt
Organism: Xenopus laevis (African clawed frog)
Lineage: Eukaryota; Metazoa; Chordata; Amphibia; Anura; Pipidae
Gene: mast3.L
Product: microtubule associated serine/threonine kinase 3 L homeolog
Exons: 27
Coding region: 1048-5445 (1465 amino acids)
Biological process (GO): intracellular signal transduction; cytoskeleton organization
Cellular component (GO): cytoplasm
Molecular function (GO): protein serine kinase activity; magnesium ion binding; ATP binding
Source: RefSeq, a predicted model, not a curated record